Dipodomys spectabilis (banner-tailed kangaroo rat) is the source of this 634-nucleotide messenger RNA. RefSeq names its product vesicle transport protein SFT2A-like. The record is from RefSeq and is a predicted model, not a curated record. Gene Ontology annotation, biological process: vesicle-mediated transport. Lineage: Eukaryota; Metazoa; Chordata; Mammalia; Rodentia; Heteromyidae. Gene Ontology annotation, cellular component: membrane. The transcript has a single exon. The coding region runs from base 16 to 468 and encodes 150 amino acids.
UGGGGCUCGCAGGCCAUGGAGAAGCUUCGGUGGGCCCUGAGCGACCAGGACAAUGAGGAGCUGGGCCUGACCACGCAGGUCCUGGACUCCACAUCCCUGAGUUUCAGCCCCAGAUUGAAGUGUUUUGUGAUACGCUUCAUGGCUGGCAUUUUCUUUUCUAUCCUUGGAACUGGAUUGCUUUUUGCCGUGUUUUACAACCUUGGGAAUCUUUCUGCAUUAGCCAGUACUUGCUUUCUGAUGGGACCCAUGAAGCAGCUGAAGAAGAUGUUUGAAACCACAAGGUUGCUUGCAACAGUUAGCAUGCUUCUGUGCCUCGUCUUUAUCCUGCAUGCUGCUCUGUGGUGGCACAAGAAGGGACUGGCCUUGUUAUUCUGCAUAUUGCAAUUCUUGUCCAUGACGCAGUACAGUCUGUCCUACAUCUAUGCACGGGAUGCUGUUCUUAAGUGCUGCUCUUCUCUCCUGAGCUGAGUGUCCUAGCGUGCUUUUACAGGACAGAAGCAUUGGCGUGCUGAUAGACUGUGUGUGAGAUAGUGCUCAUGGACAUGCUGUGUCUGAAGUACACAGUUCCCAACAGAGCUGUCAGUCACUCCAGAGCCAGCCCUAUGGAGCUGAAGACCUUCUCCUGUACCAGUGA